GUCUCAUUUGGUGUUUGCUCAACAAACAUUUCGGCACCUUUCAGCGUCGUCUUUGUCCUGCAAGUUUGGUCUGUAUAUUCAAGCAUUAGAGGCACGGCGAUAUAAAGUGGGUGGUGUAUCUAGAUUUCUGUUUCCGUUGUCUUGAUCUUUCCGUUAUCCGUAUCUCCCGCCUCCCCCAUCGUGCCGACAAUCGCAUCACUUUGCGCUGCAGCAAAAUGGCUUCAGAAAGACCUGAGAUUCCACCUACUCAACCUUCAUUCACCCUCAGAAACUCUCACACAUCCCUGCUACCCAAGCCAAACCCAUGGUCCGUACGUGCUGUGCUACGCGACCUCCCCAAUCCACCGUCCGAAGGCUCCUCCUCUCCCAUACCCUUCUUCCACUACCUUGAACGCCUGAAGAUCGAGAAGCGCGAAGGAUGGCGAAGAUUUGGUAUCUCAACCGGCGAAUCCAUAGCAGACCACAUGUACCGCAUGUCGAUGAUCACCAUGCUCGCUCCGCCAGAACUGAGUUCACGACUGGACAUCCCGAGAUGCACGAAGAUGGCACUGGUACAUGACAUGGCCGAAGGGCUCGUUGGGGACUUGACGCCGGUUGAUGGUGUACCGAAAGUGGAAAAGAACAGACGUGAGGCUGAGACCAUGGACUGGGUUGCCCAGUCAUUACUUGGGAAGGUCCAUGGUGGCAUUGCAGGACAGGAUCUUCGCGCAGUCUGGCAAGAAUACGAGGACAGCGAGACUUUGGAGUCGAAAUUCGUUCAUGAUGUGGACAAGUUGGAGCUGAUAUUACAGAUGGUGGAGUACGAGCGUGCCAACAACUGCGCCAUUGACCUGAGUGAAUUCAGCUGGGUGGCGAGGAGAAUCAGUCUGGACGAGAUGAAGGUGUGGGCCCAGGAGAUCCUGGAUGAAAGAGCCGAGCUGUGGAAGAGCAAAGAUAUGGCACCUCGAGAACCCACGAAAGCGGCGACAAUCAAGGAGCAACAAGACCAAUACUACAGCAACGGGGAGGGCACGGUGUUGGGCAACGGAGUGGCCGAGAUGAACGGACAUGCGAAAUGAUAACGGGAAUGAGUGACGCGAUGUGCAUUGCAACAGAAGUGCGAUUUGCUGGAAAGCGCCUUGGAAGCCAUGAAGACCAAUCAAUGAUACCCAGAAAGCAAUUAGACGCGUGUUUGGACCUUUGCUCUUUUCCCGUGGCUGACAAUCUGCCCGGAUUCUAGCGCACAGUGACUCUAUCUCUAUGCACGAGCAGUUAGCUGAAUUGUUGAUACAUUAAUCGAUCGUGGCAGAAAC
Cladophialophora immunda is the source of this 1292-nucleotide messenger RNA. RefSeq lists its product as uncharacterized. Gene Ontology annotation, molecular function: 5'-deoxynucleotidase activity. The record is from RefSeq and is a predicted model, not a curated record. Lineage: Eukaryota; Fungi; Ascomycota; Eurotiomycetes; Chaetothyriales; Herpotrichiellaceae. Bases 216 to 1058 code for a protein of 280 amino acids. Gene Ontology annotation, cellular component: cytoplasm. The transcript is spliced from 2 exons.